This is a messenger RNA of Sporisorium graminicola, 1419 nucleotides long. RefSeq lists its product as uncharacterized. Gene Ontology annotation, biological process: positive regulation of transcription by RNA polymerase II. Gene Ontology annotation, molecular function: RNA polymerase II cis-regulatory region sequence-specific DNA binding; DNA-binding transcription factor activity, RNA polymerase II-specific; protein dimerization activity. Lineage: Eukaryota; Fungi; Basidiomycota; Ustilaginomycetes; Ustilaginales; Ustilaginaceae. The record is from RefSeq and is a predicted model, not a curated record. The transcript has a single exon. Bases 1 to 1419 code for a protein of 472 amino acids.
AUGUCCACCUUGUCCGCCGGCGUCGUUGGCGUCCGUCAUCCGGGAUCUACCAGCGAUAGCCCCGUUUACGACGUUCCUUUUGGUACCGUUCAACUUGCUUCUUCCAGUAAGGAUGCUUCCGGCAACUUUGAUCUUGCCUCGGGAUUUUCUGCCCCGGCCGACUAUGACAAUCAAGACGAGGAGGACGACGAGGAGGGAGACGAUGACGAUGGUGACUCGGAGGAUGGCGGAAAGGGAAAGGGAAAGAAGGGAAAGCGCGCACGUUCUGAAGCUAAGGGCGAGCGCGACAUCAAGACCGGUCGUCGCAAGAUCAAGAUCGAGUUUAUCGAAGACGACGCUCGCAGGCACAUCACUUUCAGCAAGCGUAAGGCCGGUAUCAUGAAGAAGGCGUACGAGCUGGCUACGCUUACGGGCACACAAGUGCUCCUGCUCGUCGUGUCUCAGACUGGACUCGUGUACACAUUCACAACGCCCAAGUUGCAGGCACUCGUCACUCAGGCUGAGGGACGCAACCUCAUCCAGGCUUGUCUCAAUGCUCCCGAUCCUCCCAACGGCGGCGGUGACAGCGGGCAGGAGGACCACUCAGCCGAUGAAGGCAGUGAUGUCGACGAUGGGUUUUCUCCCUCUGAAUCGCAGGCCAGCUCCAACAAGCGCGCGGUGCAAAACAGGAAACGUCCUCGCACUGCGUCCACCAGCAAGUCGUCAAGCACGCCCGCAUCGGCUGCCAGUGGUGGAGCUACAGCAGCAGCUGGCAUCGGCGGUGGUGUUGGUGGCGAGGAUGAGGGUGCCUCGGGUUCGCAACUCGGUACGGCCAAACGCGGUCGUGGUCGACCUCGCAAGAACACGGCCGGUACGGGAACAGCAUCUUCCGGCGGCUCGGCGGCGGCCGACGCAUCGCACCCGCCCAUGCCUCCCCCGCCUGCCAUGCACCAGAGCUUCAGUGAUGACGCAGUGCAGCAGCAUCAGCAGCACCACCAGCAGCAACAGCACCAUCAACAAACACCGCAACAUCAGCCUCAAUACACCCACGUCCCCUCAGCCGACUUCUCCAACUAUGCAGCUAGCGGCUUCUACGGCGACGCCUCCACGUCGACAGGUAACCACGAUCUUGGCUUUGGUCAACAGACCAAUCUUCCGGUCGACGCCAACCAGGCCGCUUGGUCCCAGACUAUGUCGCCCAAUAGUAACCAAGGCAUGUUUGGUGCCGAUCCACACCAGCAUCAUCGCCACCAUCAGCAACAGCAGCCUGGAUCCCAACAACAACAGCAACAACAGCCACAGCAACAACAACAACAGCAGCAGCAACAACAACAACAGACGCCACAAUUCAACUACGCAGCUCAACAUUUCGGUCACUUCAACCCGCAACAAUUGGCGGCGCUACCACAAGAGAUUCAGGCUCCUCGGCCCGCCUGGUGA